Messenger RNA from Olea europaea var. sylvestris, 1023 nucleotides. Its product is annotated as tetraspanin-19-like. The record is from RefSeq and is a predicted model, not a curated record. The transcript is spliced from 6 exons. Gene Ontology annotation, cellular component: membrane. Bases 138 to 779 code for a protein of 213 amino acids. NCBI's taxonomy places the organism in Eukaryota, Viridiplantae, Streptophyta, Magnoliopsida, Lamiales, Oleaceae.
UUCAACUCUGGCGGCUUUUACAAGCGUAACCCUAACUGGGAUUCCCUGGGAUUAAGGUAAUACAUUAAAGGCAAUUGUUCCAAGAAUUUUGGUAAUUAAUUAGUUGUUUUGGGUGUAAUCAGAAGAAAGUCAUUAAAAUGGCUCGAAUUGCACGGAACUGCAUACAAUCAAUGCUGAAGGUGGUGAAUUCCGGAAUAGGGAUGGUCGGCAUUGCCAUGAUUAUAUACUCUCUCUGGAUGCUUAGGGUUUGGAAUCGACACUUAGAAUCCGAUUCAUCCGCCCCUUGGUUCAUUUACACAAUACUUGGAAUCGGGGUCAUUUUGUGUUUGAUUACGUGUUCGGGUCAUAUUGCCGCAGAGACUACUAAUGGCUGCUGCUUGUGGAUUUAUAUGGUUUUUAUCUUUCUGCUUCUUGUGUUGGAAGCUGCAGUGACUGCAGAUGUAAUUCUUAACCACGACUGGGAGGAGGACUUCCCAGAUGAUCAAACUGGGAAUUUUGAUCAGUUAAAGGAUUUCAUCAGACAGAACUUUGACACAAUCAAAUGGAUUGGGAUCACAGUGGUUGCAUUGGAGGCAUUAAGUAUGUUAAUGGCCAUAAUUCUUAAAGCUUUGGGACCUCAUCCUGCGAGAUAUUAUGAAAGUGAUGAUGAUGACCCCCCCGAAAGAGUGCCCCUAUUGAGGAAUUAUGCCCCUCCUCCUCCUCAUGUUGCUGGUGAUCAGCUCUAUGGGACCAAGAAUGAUUCUUCAAUUACAAGGAUUAACAUUAAGGCUAGCAGAUGAUUUAAAUUUCCGACCUGACAACGAAGUGCACAUGAUGAAUAUCGGGAAGAGGUUGUCAGAUCUCAAGUAGCAGUCUAAACAAUUUUUCUAUUGUUGUUUGUAUUAGUGAUACUUCUUGUAGUUGACAGAGUUUUUGUAGUUUAACAUGUAUAUAUGCUUUACAUUCUUGAUGAAAUAUAAACUUGUGUAACAAUAAAUGACCACACUAUUACAAAAGUAUAAAUUUGUUCGAACUUUUUGAUUA